This is a messenger RNA of Peromyscus californicus insignis, 2954 nucleotides long. RefSeq names its product fibroblast growth factor 5 (gene Fgf5). The transcript has 3 exons. The coding region runs from base 631 to 1431 and encodes 266 amino acids. Gene Ontology annotation, biological process: positive regulation of cell population proliferation; positive regulation of gene expression; positive regulation of protein phosphorylation. The record is from RefSeq and is a predicted model, not a curated record. NCBI's taxonomy places the organism in Eukaryota, Metazoa, Chordata, Mammalia, Rodentia, Cricetidae. Gene Ontology annotation, cellular component: cytoplasm. Gene Ontology annotation, molecular function: growth factor activity; fibroblast growth factor receptor binding.
GGUAGGGGCCAGCAACUUGGACAUCAGGUGCUGGGUAGAGUGAGUUGCCUGGGACACACGUGGCCACUGAGGACGGGAACCCAUGCCCACGUUUCCGUCCUUGCCCCUUGCGCGCGGAGAGGCGCGCUCGGAGCCGAAUCCCGCGCGGCUGGCUCGGGCAGGGGGUGGGGUGACCCUGUGGCUCCUGAGAACCGCUGGGGUGCGUGGCCGGUGCCUGGGCGCAGCCAACGUCCUGGGGGCAGCUUCUGAGGGCCAGGUACCUCCUCCCACUCCGGGAUCGCUUCUCCCUCCUCCUUCACACCCCCGCCCCCGGGACCGCGGCGCUCCCUCCCCGCACCGGCCAGUGAGUACACAAAGCGGCGGGUGAGGGGAAGCUUCGCAGGCGUGCACGGAGCAGUGAGAUCACUGGCGUUAUAAAUAUCCCGGUGCCAGCGCCGAGAUCCGCUCGGGUGGCCUCUCUCUCUCUCUCUCUCCCUCUCUCUCUCUCUCCCCCUCUCCCUCUCCCUUCCCCGAGGCUAUGUCCACCCAGUGCGGCGAGGGAGGCAGCGCCAGAGGCACACAGCAGCGCGGGGGCUACGGAGCCCGGAGCCAGCCCUGCAAGAUGCACUUAGGACCCCCGCGGCCGGAAGAAUGAGCUUGUCCUUGCUCUUCCUCCUCUUCAGCAGCCACCUGAUCCUCAGCGCUUGGGCUCACGGGGAGAAGCGUCUCACUCCCGAAGGGCAACCCGCGGCUCCGAGGAACCCGGGAGACUCCAGCGGCAGCCGGGGCAGAAGUAGCACGACGUCUUCCUCGUCUUCUGCCUCCUCCCCAGUCGCGGCUUCCCCGGGCAGCCCGGGAAGCGGCUCGGAGCACAGCAGUUUCCAGUGGAGCCCUUCGGGGCGCCGGACCGGCAGCCUGUACUGCAGAGUGGGCAUCGGCUUCCAUCUGCAGAUCUACCCGGAUGGCAAAGUCAAUGGCUCCCACGAAGCCAGCGUGUUAAGUAUUUUGGAAAUAUUUGCUGUGUCUCAGGGGAUUGUAGGAAUACGAGGAGUUUUCAGCAACAAAUUUUUAGCGAUGUCAAAAAAAGGAAAACUCCAUGCAAGUGCUAAAUUUACAGAUGACUGUAAGUUCAGGGAGAGAUUUCAAGAAAACAGCUAUAAUACCUAUGCGUCCGCAAUCCACAGAACUGAAAAGACGGGGCGGGAGUGGUACGUGGCCCUGAAUAAGAGAGGGAAGGCCAAGCGGGGCUGCAGCCCACGGGUCAAACCCCAGCACGUCUCCACCCACUUCCUACCCAGAUUCAAGCAGUCCGAGCAACCUGAACUUUCCUUCACGGUCACUGUACCAGAAAAGAAAAAGCCACCUCGCCCGGUGAAACCAAAGGUCCCCCUGUCGCCACCUCGCAGAAGUCCCAGCCCAGUGAAGUACAGAUUGAAGUUUCGCUUUGGAUGAUGCUCAUCUCAGCCUUGUGGGAAACCACUCUUCCGCCUCAGGACCUUCUACAGGCAUCAUGGAGCCCUGAAGGAAACCUUCGGACGCAGUGUAUCUCCGUCCCUCCGCUGUGCUUACACCUGUGGAAGUCAGGUCAUUGUGUCACUUUGACUGGAACAAAACUGCUUUAUUUUUUAUUUUUAUUUUAUUUUUUUAAUUUUAAAUAGAUACAGAAAUGGGAUUCUCUGUAGCGAUCCAGGGAACACAUCCCUUCAGCUCAGUAAGGUAUAAAGACUUCGUGAUUAGAGGAUGUUUAGCAUUCUACGUAUUUAGAAUGUUCCAUACCCUGGACUGUAUGUAUUUUUGUGACUUUUACAGAUCAGUCUGAAAGAACAAACAUGAUACAUUUUUAUUUUUGUUUUCCAAAGAAUAUUUUAAUGCAGAUAAAAUAUUUUAUAAACUUUUGUUUUUUUUUAAGGUACCUCUACAUUGAGCAUAUUUUCUUACUUUUAUUAUUUUAAUUAAUGUGCCACAAGCAGUCCAUUUAUUGCUGUUCGUGGAUUAUAAACAUUUUGAUUGAUUGUCUGGUAGCAUGUGGCUCUCCUUUGCAUUGUUUUUUUCUUCAUUGCAUUGUUUACUUUGUUGUAGCCAUACCUCAAGCCACGUAAAUUUAGUUCUACAUUUUAAAAUGUUUAAAUGUGCUUCCACAGCCCCAGAGGCUCAGCUGGGAGGUGUGUAUUGUGUAUUAAGUCACGGCGUUCUGUGGAAUCCUGCCACGUCAGUGGCUGGGCUCUCACGAUUAGAAGGAGGACAAUAUGAGAACGUUCUGAUGGAUUUCAAGGUUGGAUGUAAAGAAAAGGACGGAGGCAAAAGCACAGGAAGUGUGCAGCAUCUGUGGCGAUCUCAUUCUGUCUCUUUUGCGUCUCCUUUUACCUGCCCCUGCCCUUGUUCAAGAACAGCUGAAGGAAUACAUUUUAUCCUGUCCAUCAAGUAUACACCAUGAAACUGGAGUGCUUAAACACACUUCUGACUCCAGUUGUCCUUACUGUACAGACCCACAGAGAGCAACUAAUCAGGGUGUGUGCGAGGGUGGGUGUGUGCAUGCGUGUGUGUGUGUGUGUGUGUGUGUGUGUGUGUGUGUGUGUGCGCGUGCGCGCACACGCGCGAUGCGUGCUUGUGUGUAGAUGAAUCACUGAACAGGUAUUCAUGCUGAGACUCAUGGUCAAAAAUACUCCUAUUAUUCAAUCAAAUACCUUUGAGCUUUCUAUCCUAAAGGUAAGGAGUGCAGCGAGUGAGUCUGCUCUGCUAUAAGAAAAUCUGAUGUCAUCUGACAUAGGAGCUUAAUUUGGGAAUUUGAUACGUUGAAAAUGACACUUCAUUCUCAACUCAAAUGCCAAACACUGGACGGGAAUCACAGAAAGUUUAACUUACAAAGAGUUACAAAAUUUAUUUUCUUGAAUAAUCAUUUUUAUGGAGAUCUAUGAAAUACAAGUGUUCAUCUUAUAUUCAUAAAUGCUGCAAUAAAAAUGUGCAUAUGACCAUUA